Molecule: messenger RNA, 2175 nt
Organism: Cydia fagiglandana
Lineage: Eukaryota; Metazoa; Arthropoda; Insecta; Lepidoptera; Tortricidae
Exons: 2
Coding region: 98-2146 (682 amino acids)
Molecular function (GO): zinc ion binding; nucleic acid binding
Source: RefSeq, a predicted model, not a curated record
GCGCCUACCUACAACAGAAAAAUAAAUCAGUCUCGAAUAUACUUGCGUGCUGUGUUAUUUAGCUCCCAUUCCCAGUAUAUCACAUUGGCUGACGAGGAUGUCGAAAACACUACCUUUUAACAUUAAGGAGUUUAAUUUACGCUCGGGAAAGUGGAAUACGUAUAUAAGUCAGUUAACGGCAUGGUUUGAUAUAACAAACGUAAAACCGGACACUCGGGUGCAGUACCUCAUCGCGGUGGUCGGAACGGAAACUUUAGACUUAAUAAUAGAUUUGUGUUAUCCAGCGGAGCCGGAUACAGUGAGUUUCGACGAUAUAGUGUCAAAAGUUCGUGAACAUUUAUCACCUAAGCGAUCCGAGUUGGCAGAGCGUAUGACAUUCCGGGCAUGUAAGCAAACGGCCGACCAGUCCAUUAAUGAAUACCUGGCUCAACUUAAGCAGCUCGCUAAGAAAUGCAAUUUUACCGGUUCUACGUGCUUAGAAGAGAACCUGCGUGAUCAGCUGGCAUAUGGAUUGAGAAGUGAUGCGAUACGUUUCAAGCUGUUAACUGAGGACGAAUUAACAUACAGCCGCGCAGUGGAAAUAGCGACGUCGUUGGAGGCGGCGGAUCGAGACUCGAAGGCCAGCGGACCCAGCAGCGGCGCUGGGAGCGGGACAUCGGCGCCGAUGUCGACGCGAGAAGAGGACGUGCACGCGGUGCGCGUCGGCGGCGGCGGCGGCGCGCGCGCGCCCCCGCGCCGCAGGCAGCCGGCGGCGGCGCCGCGCGCGCGCUGUCCCCGGUGCUUGGGCACGCAUCAUCCGAGGAGCUGCUCAUUCAUGAACACGGAGUGCUAUGUGUGUGGAAAGAAGGGACAUAUAGCUAAAGCGUGUAAAAACCGGAAACAUAAUAGGGUCAACGCGUGCAUGGAGUCUACGGACACGAGCGACGACGUCGGGUCGGAGGACGGCGACGACGAGUACGACGUGCCGUUGUACUCUAUAGACGACGAUACCGGCGGUGACGAACCAUGGUGGCGCACAGUGACGGUGAACGGAGUUAAGGUGCGCAUGCAGCUGGACUGUGGUGCAGCGAUAAGCGCUGUGUCCAGCAAUUUAUUUAAUCAGCUGUUUAAAAAUGUUAAUUUGUUGCCUCCUAAGACAAAUUUAAAAAUGUACGCGGGACAAAAAGUCACACCGAAGGGCAUUAUGUUGUGUGAAGUUAUGUAUGGUGAUAAAAAGAAAUCAGAUUUAAAGUUAGUCGUAGUAGACUCAGACGACAGCCCGCCCAUUAUCGGACGUCGGUGGAUGACAGCGUUAGGUAUAAAAUGCAGUCCUGAAACUCCCGAGUCGAUAUAUAAUAUGAAUAACGGUCGUGAGGGCGUAGGGACACAGUUGGCUCGAGAAUUCCCGCAGGUGUUCGCGCAGGGAACUGGGAAGUUCACAGGUAAGCCCAUACAACUAAGAGUGGCCAGCGACGCGCGGCCCGUGUUCUGCAAGCCGCGGCCCGUGCCGCACGCGCUGCGCGCCGCUGUGGAGGCUGAGCUGGAGCGCCUGCAGGCGGACGGGGUCAUUUCGCCGGUGGAGACUAGCGAGUGGGGGACGCCUGUCGUGCCCGUCAUCAAAAAGUCAGGUGAGGUGAGACUGUGCGGGGAUUUUAAAAUAACACUAAACCCGGUAUUAGAGGAUGACAAAUACCCAAUACCGCGCAUCGAUGAAAUAUUCUCUAAUUUGCAAGGAGGACAACUUUUCAGCAAAAUAGAUUUGAGCCACGCUUAUCAGCAAUUACCGCUUACAGAAGAAUCAAAACAGCUGUGCGUAAUUGUGACGCAUAAGGGUAGCUUUUGUUACAAUAGAUUACCAUUUGGUAUUAAGUGUGCCAUGAGUAAAUUUCAGCGCGUCCUGGAUAGCCUAUUCAAGAAUAUGAACCUUAUUGCGGUGUAUUGCGAUGAUAUUUUAGUCACGGGUGUUAACGACGAUGACCAUUAUAAACGCUUGAUAUCGGUAUUCAAAAUAUUGUCCGAGGCAGGAUUAAGAAUUGCACAAAAUAAAUGCAUUUUUUUCCAAAAAUCGCACACAGACGAGCAAAAUAGAUGCCGUUCAGGCAGCCCCAGUACCGGACACCGUAUCGCGUUUAAAGGCAUUCUUAGGUUUGGUAAAUUAUUAUGCUAAAUUCAUACCUAAUAUAAGUACCGUUUUAC